Molecule: messenger RNA, 1449 nt
Organism: Mytilinidion resinicola
Lineage: Eukaryota; Fungi; Ascomycota; Dothideomycetes; Mytilinidiales; Mytilinidiaceae
Product: tRNA methyltransferase complex GCD14 subunit
Exons: 1
Coding region: 1-1449 (482 amino acids)
Biological process (GO): tRNA methylation
Cellular component (GO): nucleus; tRNA (m1A) methyltransferase complex
Source: RefSeq, a predicted model, not a curated record
AUGGCUCCCUCACCCUUCCUCGACCCGGGGCCUACCUCGUCCGCCAACAGUCUGGCCCUGCUCCACCUCAAGCGCGACAUGCUGAUACCUACCGUCCUCGAUAAUGCCCCUCCCACCUCCGAAACCGACUACGCCGAGGGCAAGGUAGCCAACACGCGCUUUGGUUCCUUUCCGCACAGCACGCUCAUCGACCAGCCAUGGGGCAGCCAAAUCCUCGCCUCCAAUGUAGAUACUGGGUCGAGAGGAGGACGAGGCAAGAAGCGCAAACGGGAGGGCGGAGACACCCCCAAGGACGUCGAGGGUGACGGUGAAGACUUUAAGGGAGGGAAGAGUCAGGCAGCUGAGGCUGCAAAGAGCGGUUUCAUCCAUCUGGUCCCACCGACACCGGAAGCGUGGACAAUCUCACUACCACAUCGAACCCAAGUGGUCUACACACCGGACUACAGCUACAUACUGCAAAAGCUCCGGGCGCGACCAGGGGACCAUAUAAUCGAAGCUGGAGCAGGUAGUGGCUCUUUCACCCAUGCAGCAGCUCGUGCUGUAUUCAAUGGGUACCCAGACGCGGAGGCAGCUCCCGUGGAAUCUUUACCAGCGAACGGGACUUCGCCUCCCAAGAAACCAGCUCGACGGGGGAAAGUUUACAGCUUCGAAUUCCAUGAGCCCCGGGCUGUACAACUCACCUCCGAAAUCGCGGAGCACGGCCUCUCCUCCGUCGUCCGCGUUACAAAUCGUGAUGUCUACAAUGAAGGCUUCUGCCUCCCUGAAUCUCCCUCAGAACCAGCCGCUGAUUGCAUCUUUCUCGAUCUACCAGCUCCAUGGCUUGCCUUAAAACACUUGACCCGUACCGCUCUCUCUACACCUACCCUCAACUCGCUCAAGUCAUCGACACCCCAUACGACCUCUACACCAGCUGCCACCUUCACUUCUCCUUUAAAUCCGAAGUCCACAACACGAAUAUGCACAUUCAGUCCCUGUAUCGAGCAAGUACAACGCACGAUCACCGCAAUGAGGCAAUUAGGCUGGGUUGAGAUCACAAUGUCAGAGCUCCAACACCACCGCAUCGACGUACGCCGGGAGCGGGUUGGCCUCGCGGAAGAGGGUCUUCGGGGAGCGAACGCGAGUGCUGCAACAGUGGAGGAGGCCGUGAAGAAGUUAAGAGAGGUAGAAGGGCGGUUCAAAGCCUUCCACAAUUCGCAAAAAGACGAAGAGGACGAUAGCAAGGACAAGAGCAAAGAGGGCAGUAGUAAGGGGAAACGCAAGAUGACCAAGCAGCAGCGUUUGGAAAGCAUACAAGCAGCGGCGGAGAGCCGCAAUCUCUUCAAGGAGGGGAGACUGCUGCAUCGGACGGAGCCGGAGCUGAAGACACAUACAUCUUAUCUCGUGUUUGCAGUGUUGCCCAGACAGUGGACGAAGGGGGAUGAGGAACGGUGUCGGAAGAAAUGGGGAUAG